Symphalangus syndactylus (siamang) is the source of this 4653-nucleotide messenger RNA. RefSeq names its product small ribosomal subunit protein uS2-like. NCBI's taxonomy places the organism in Eukaryota, Metazoa, Chordata, Mammalia, Primates, Hylobatidae. Gene Ontology annotation, biological process: translation. Gene Ontology annotation, molecular function: laminin receptor activity; structural constituent of ribosome. Gene Ontology annotation, cellular component: ribosome; small ribosomal subunit. The record is from RefSeq and is a predicted model, not a curated record.
CAAGCGAUUCUCCAGCCUUAGCCUCCCGAGUAGCUGGGAUUACAGGCGCCCGCCACCACGCCCGCCCGGAUUCAUUGAAAUAUUUUUAAAUCUGCAUGUACUUUAAAGAAAUAUCUUUGAGUCGGUGGAUUGAACAUGACUGAUGUAUGUAGACUUAUAAUUUCUCUUAUUGAGGUUCUUAUUUAUUGUAAUGAAAGAAAUUAAAUAUUGUUGAGAAAGUGAGGAGACUAAACAUAGGUACUUUGAGAUAGAGGCUAAUGGAAUUAGUCAUAACUCCCUAGCAGUGUUUUCAACAUGAGUACAGUAAUGAAGACAGUCACCACAAUAAAUAGGUACAUUUGAAGUAAUAAGAUAGUAUUUUGGAAAUGGGAAGUACAGAAUGUGUCAUAAAAUUUGCCAGAAUGUUUUUCACUGCUUUGCGUUUGUGUGAACUUACAUUUCUUUUUUUUCCUUCUUCACUUAAAAACAUUAUUUUUUAGAGGAGAGAAGCUCCUACUAGAUUGCAAGCUUCCUGAAAGUAGGGAUCAAACUUGUUUUGUUCCCCAUUGUAUCCAUAGUCAGUUGGUGCUCAGUAAAUAUUUGCGACCCAAAUCAAUGACUAAUCUUGAGAUUUCAAGCAAUGAUUAUUUCUACUUUUACCAUUUAUGUUGAAACAAAAUCAGGCUUGUAUAGUUAGAUCAGUGAUUUAAUUUAGUUUGCUACUAUGUUAAAAAAAAAUUUCACAGUGUAUGUUGAGAGUGGUUCACUGUGUGCAUGUGUCCUAAUGUGUGAUUUCUUUUAAUGAGAAAAUGAUGAAUGUCUUUUAAUAAACUGAUACUGCUUUAAGUAGUGACGUUUAAAAAUUUCUAGGCAUUUUAUCUGUCUGCCAUCUUAGCUAUUUGCAGUGAUCUGUUACUCUAGGAGGAAGCAUUUAAAGAUGGAUAAUUCAGUAAAUGGUGUUGGAACAACUACUGAGUCAUUACACCACAUUGAAUAAAUUCCAGAUUGAUUAAAGAUCUAAAUAUAAAACAACAAAGUUGUAAUAAAAUAGAGGAAAGCAUAGAUUAUUUUAAUAAUUCUUGGAUGGCAGAAGAGGCCUAAGCAAAGCUUAAGAAUUCAUUAUCCAUAAGAGAAGAAAUUGGCAGAUUUGAUUGCAGAAAAAAUUUUAAAACUUUGAUAAAAGACAUCUCAAGUUAGUACAAAUAAGAAGGCAAGCCAACAGAAUCAAGGACAAAGGAUUGGAACAGGCAUUUCACAAAAGCGUGAAAUAUAGAUGGACAGUGAACAGAUGAAAAGAUGUUCUCUAUCCCUAAUAAUAUACAGCAUCCUCCCGCCCCUGCCAUCAGAUGGACAAAAGUGAAUAUGAUUUCUAGUACUAGUAGGGCAUGGAGAAAACAGUUACUCUCAAACUAUUGGGUCUGUAAGUUAGUAUUACUUUUUGGGAACUUAAUGUAGCAAUAUUUAUUAAAAUGAUAUUCUCUGGCCUGAAAAUUCUACUUAUGGGGGUUUAUCUGAUAGAAAUGUAAAGACCAAUACUUAAAGAAAUACACAGUGAUAUUAAUUGCAGCAUUAUUUGUAAUAGCGAAAAACUAGAAAUGUUUUAAAUAUAUGUCAAAUUAUUGUAUACCAAUCCAGCAAUUCCAUUUCUGGGCAUGUAUCCAAAGGAAUUGAAAUUGUCUAAGAGGUAUGUGCAGUCCCAUGUUCAUUGCAGCAGUAUUCACAAUAGCCAAGAUAUGGCAGCAACCUACGUGUUUAUCAGUGGAUGAAUGGAUAAAGAAAAUGUAUAUAAGAUACAAUGGAAUACUAUUCAGCUUUAAAAAAGAAGGAAACCCUAUCAUUUGUGAUAAAAUGGAUGAAUCUGGAGGACAUUAUGCUAAAUGAAAUAAGCUAGACAUAGAAAGACAAGUAGUGAUCUAAAGUCUAAUCUUUUUAGGGAAAUCUGAGAAAGUUGAUCUCCUAGAAACAGAAUAGAAGGGUGGUUACCUGCUUUUCCGCGCUACCUAUAGAGGGGUCCAUAUGGCAUUGUUCUGGAUUCCCGUCGUAACUUAAAGGGAAACUUUCGCAAUGUCCGGAGCCCUUGAUGUCCUGCGAAUGAAGGAGGAGGAUGUCCUUAAGUUCCUUGCAGCAGGAACCCACUUAGGUGGCACCAAUCUUGACUUCCAGAUGGAACAGUACAUCUAUAAAAGGAAAAGUGAUGGCAUCUAUAUCAUAAAUCUGAAGAGGACCUGGGAGAAGCUUCUGCUGGCAGCUCGUGCUGUUGUUGCCAUUGAAAACCCUGCUGAUGUCAGUGUUAUAUCCUCCAGGAAUACUGGCCAGAGGGCUGUGCUGAAGUUUGCUGCUGCCACUGGAGCCACUCCAGUUGCUGGCCGCUUCACUCCCGGAACCUUCACUAACCAGAUCCAGGCAGCCUUACGGGAGCCACGGCUUCUUGUGGUUACUGACCCCAGGGCUGACCACCAGCCUCUCACGGAGGCAUCUUAUGUUAACCUACCUACCAUUGCGCUGUGUAACACAGAUUCUCCUCUGCGCUAUGUGGACAUUGCCAUCCCAUGCAACAACAAGGGAGCUCACUCAGUGGGUUUGAUGUGGUGGAUGCUGGCUUGGGAAGUUCUGUGCAUGCGUGGCACCAUUUCCCGUGAACACCCAUGGGAGGUCAUGCCUGAUCUCUACUUCUACAGAGACCCUGAAGAGAUUGAAAAAGAAGAGCAGGCUGCUGCUGAAAAGGCAGUGACCAAGGAGGAAUUUCAGGGUGAGUGGACUGCUCCAGCUCCUGAGUUCACUGCUACUCAGCCUGAGGUUGCAGACUGGUGUGAAGGUGUACAGGUGCCCUCUGUGCCUAUUCAGCAGUUUCCUACUGAAGACUGGAGCCCUCAGCCUGCCACGGAAGACUGGCCUGCAGCUCCCACUGCUCAGGCCACUGAAUGGGUAGGAGCAACCACUGACUGGUCUUAAGCUGUUCUUGCACAGGCUCUUAAGCAACAUGGAAAAAUGGUUGAUGGAAAAUAAACAUCAGUUUCUAAAAAAAAAAAAAAAAAAAAAAAGUGGUUACCAGAGGCUGAGAUGGGGAAGAGGAAUGAAGAAGAGAUGUUGCAAAGUUUGUUAGACUAGAAGAAAAAGUUUUAGUGAUCUAUUGCACUGCAAGGUGACCACAGUUAAUAAUAAUGUAUUAUAUAUUUCAAAAUUGCUAAAGGCUUAGAUUUAUAAUAUUCUCACCACAAAAAUUUAAGUUGGUGCGGUGAUGGAUAUAUUAAUUAGCUUGAUUUAUUCUUUAGAUCAAAAUAUCACAUUGUACCUCCUAAAUACACACAGUUAUUAUUUGUCAAAAACAUUUAUACAAAAAUUAUGGUCACAUUUUUACAGAUCCGAAAAUGAAGAAAUCUAUCUGUUAAAUACAUUGUCUUGAAAGCUAUAGUUAUAUUAAGUAAAAAGUUAUAAAAUAUCUAUUUUGUAUGAACUCAUGAAAUCUAUAUAAACAUUACAUAUAUUUAUAUAUGUUAAGAAUAUUCAACUAAUUUUAACUAGCGAUUGGGAUAAUAAAGAUAAGAGUGUUGAUAGAGGGUGGAGGAACUGUAUUUCUGAAUUGUUUGAAUUACUAUAGUGAGCAUAGUUUACUUUUGUAAUUUAAAUGAUUGUAAUUGUUAAAAUUUAUAGGAUUAUAUUUUGUCAAGAAGUGAAAACAGGAGGCUGCCUUAAUCUGUUUUGUGUUGCUAUAACAGAAUACCACAGACUAGGUAAGUUAUAAAGAAAAAAAUUUAAGUCUCACAUUUCUGGAGGCAAUGAACUCCAGCUUCAAGGUGCCAGUAUCUGAUGGGAGCCUUUGUGCUGCAUUAUCCUGUGGCAGAAGGUGGAAAGGCCAGGGAGGGCAAGAGCCAGAGACUGAGAGGGCUAACCUUGCUUUUAUAACAACCUACUCUUGGGAUAAAGAUGAAUCCAUUCAUGAGGGUGGAGCCCUCAUGACCUAAUCACCUCUUAACAAUCUCACCUCUUAAUACUAUCAGAAUGGCAAUUCCAUUUCAGCAUGAGUUGUGGAGGGGAUAUUCAGACUAUAGCAGUGGUUAAAGUAAUAAUUUACCGGAAACCCUGUGUUUGACUUGUAAAUGACUUAUACAUGUGACUCAAAUCCAGCAACUAUUCACAGUAUUCUAUUUCUGGUAGUGCAGGUUGGAGAUAUGUAUCUAUAUAGAUCUAUUAUAACUUAAGUAAUUAUGCAUCUGUUUUUGUAGUUGAGAGCUCUAAUUUUUAGUGUAUCUAACACUUUGCUUAUUACCCUUCCUUCCUGUGGACGUGAGCUAACACUGAUUAUUUCUUUUGGAAACAUUUAAAGAUACCUGGCAUCUCUCUGUGGUAUUCUUGAAGUGACUUCUUUGAGAUCCUUAUUCAUAAGGAUAUCUUUUUAGAAGUCUUCUCUGAACUCCCCAGUUUAAGUGAACUGCUUUUAUCUCCUUACUACCAGUGUUUCCCUUGCCAACUUUUCUCAGUUAUUAUUCCUAAAUAGGACUUACUCUAUCCAUUUCUACUGCUGUUACCUUUGUUCCAAGCUUUGUCAUUUUUUGCUUAGAUAACCAUAGUAGUCUCUGAAUUGAUUUCUCUGCUUCCAGUCUGGCUUCCUUCCAGCAGAGUCCAUACACUGCAAGCCUCAGUGGGUCUUUUGUUUGUUUUGUUUUAUUUUAAUUU